CUUCAUUCUUGGUCGCGACGCGCUGUCAAUCAUACGUGCACAGACAUUUAAAUAGAAAAAAAUAAACAUUUAUUUUUAAUUUAUAUUUUUUAAUUUUUGUUUUUUUUUAAUCAUGCUUUAAGUGCAUGAGUGUGUUGCCAGUUGCAAGUAUAUCGCCCGGGCAUAGGUUAUCGGUGCAUUUGGGUAUUGUAGAGAUUGUUUUUUUUUUAAUAAAAGAUAAUUUUUGACAAUGGUUGAGAGUCAGUGUAACGCCAGGACUGUUAAAGCUUACAUCAUGAGUGACAUACUGAAGAAGUUCGAUUUGGACGCGACCAAUGACUUCGUGAAGAUCAUCAUCGCCGUCGCUGGUUUCUACGUGGGGUUGUUUUACCUGGAAUACGUGGACACCGAAUACAGCCUGUGGCUGACGUGGUUCCUGACGCCCGUCAUCGUCACCUUCCUGCUACCAGCCGUCAUCAUCCUGCUCAUCUACGCCAGCAGCAUCAUCUUCCACCUGUACCGGCUCUAUCGAAUGCGGGUAGUUGACGGUGUGCCGUACGACUGGCGACAGGCGGCCAGGCUGGCUGUCUGUGCUCUGUGGGACGCGCACGUGCUAUGGCACGGUUACGAGAUCCGCGGCCUGGAGAACGUUCCAGAAGGGCCGUUCCUGGUGAUCUACUACCACGGCGCGCUGCCCAUAGACAUGUACUACUUCAUCGCCAAGAUGCUGCUGUUCAAACGGCGACAUAUCCACACUGUCGCUGACCGGUUCCUCUUCAAGAUACCUGGCUGGGCGACACUCCUGGAAGGGCUGUGCGUGAUCCCGGGCACUGUGCAGACGUGCGCGGGAGUGCUGCGCGCCGGGAACCCGCUGGCCAUCUCCCCGGGCGGCGUGUACGAGGCGCAGUUCGGCGACCACUACUACCGGCUGAACUGGAAGUCGCGCAUCGGGUUCGCCAAGGUCGCCCAAGAAGCCAAAGUGCCGAUAGUCCCGAUGUUCACCCAGAACCUGCGCGAGGCGUUCCGCACAGUGGGGUGGUUGCGCGGCGUGUGCCUGCGCAUCUACGCGGCCACGCGCAUCCCGCUCGCGCCGGUGUACGGGGGGUUCCCCGUGAAGCUCAUUACGCAUCUCGGCAAGCCCAUCCCGCACGACCCCAAACUCACACCAGAGCAGUUGCAGAAAAAGGUGGCCAGCGCGAUAGAAGACUUAGUGGACGAGCACCAACGCGUCCCGGGCAGCAUCCUUCUCGCUCUAAUGGAGAGGGUACAUGAAAUGCCCAAACAAAGGAGGAAGCCCAGCGAAGACACGCCGAUCGCCAACGGCAAAUGUCACAACGGCAAAGUGCCAGUCAGUGACGGUGACAACACGGUCAUCAGUGACAAUAGUUCUACUGUCAGUGACAACGGAACAGCGGACAGUGAAAAAACAGUAAAUGCCAAUAGUGACAAAACAGUUACAGCCGAUGAACCAAACGCCAAUGACAAAUCGGUAAUCGCUCAUCUCGUAAAAGCUAAAUCGGACAAUAGCACCGUAGGAACCAGCGUCAGUGAAAGCAUACUAUGUGAUAAUGCCAUCAGUGAUAAAAUAGACAUAGACAAUAGUAUAAGUGGCAAGUUAAAAGUGUCAUAAUAAUGGAUUGUAAUUGUGUGUGUGAUUUUUUUGAAGAAGUGUGUUCUAUUUGAAAUGUGCAGGCGGCAUUUGACAUUUAACAUAUUUGACAGGUAAUGUUUAAAUGAAACGAAAAACAUUAUGUUUAAAGCCGAUUUUUCAACGAUAGGAUGGAAAAGGCGCCAAAUUUGGCGGACAAAAACUUAACCUAAUUUUAGUUUGACAGCUCUCAAACUAGUGCCGUCCUUCACUUACAGAAAGUGCGAGAAAGAGAUAGAGCUAAUUAGUCCUGUGAAAUUAAGUCUAAGUUGGUGAUUGCCCAGACUGUUCAUUGUUCAUUCAAAGUGAAAAAUACGUUAAUUGUGUAUUUUUAUUAUGAUCAAUAGAUUUCGAUUUAUUGAUAAUAAAUAUUGAGCAUUAUCUGUUUCUAAAUACAAAAUAGAAUGUGCGUGAUAAGGAAUAACUAAGCAAAGGUGGAGAGACAAUCUUAGAUCUAUAGUACAAAGGUAUAGUCAACAGAAUGCAUUUGAAAAUAAAAACAGUGAACGCAUUGACAAACUUCGUCCUAAUACAUAUUAUACAGAAAAUAUUUUAUUAUACAUAAGCACAGUUGGCAAGUUCCUUUUUUUUAAUGUGGCAAUAAUUUUGAUAUGUACAUGAAAUGUACCGUGAUAAAAGAAUAAGUACUUACCUAAAAAGUUUGUAGUGUUGCCACACGAGGAAGGAAAUUUUCCACAUUCUACUUUCUUUGCCAAUGUGUAUUUGGAUGAAUGACUUUGCUUGGAAAAAUUUUGACAUCGCAUGGGUGAAUGUUUAAAUGGCCGUUAGAUGGCGUUACUGAGACUGAAUGCUUUUUGAGCCUCAGUAAUUGUACUUCGCUAGUUAUAUGUAAAUGAAAACACUUGCUUGAUUUUAGAAUUGGACUGUAAUAUUUUAAACUAACUAAAUAAAUUAACAAAAGGAGAAAAAGCAACACCCCGCGCCAUGGUGUUGAAAGGGUAGAAGCAAGAAAAACGCGGUGUUGCCAUAAUAUUAAACAAAUUUUAGCGUGUACUACACAGUAAUUUUAUCGAUUAAAUAAAAGCGAUGAAAAGAUCUUUAGUAUAACUAGAUCUUCCCAAAAACGGGGCAUUCGCAGUUUUAGUUGUAGUGAUUCUUAAUACUCGCAGUAGACUUUUUAUCUGUUGGAAUGAUGAAAGUUUAAAUAAGGAAUUCUGAUACAAGGGUUGAUGAGGUUGGUUACCUACCUCACAACUCACACAAAAAGGAGAUUAAGGAUUUUUUCAUGCAUCUACGAACUUUUUUAUUAUUCCAAUAGAAAAAAAUACAUCCUAUUUUAGCAUACGGUUUCAUAGUUUAGUUUGACGCAAUAUUCUGAACCGAAGAGCAACAAAACUUAUGUGAUAGCAUUUUUAAUAUACUAUUGUAAUUGGUAACGUAAAUUCGAUAAACCACUAGAGAGAAACCACUGCCCUAUUUUUCCCUAAAAAAGUAGCAUGGAAAAUGCUGCACCGACAAGAGCAUGGCUCUUAAAUUGAUGAUGAUGAAAUUCGAUAAAGUUCAUUUGUAAAAUAAAAUAAAAAGGACAGUAUGAUAAAUUUACCAUUUUAGGCACAAGUAGCCUUUAAGCCCUGUGCAGAAAAUAGAAAAAUAUACACUUAGACUCUUAAAUAAAGUGGGACAGAAAGAUGUAUAUUAUAUUAAAGAUGGCCAAAUUAAUCAAGCUAUAUUCAACAGAGUGUAAUCUACCUAACAAUAACCCUCCUUUUUGCUCUGCCACCGUCGGGUAACUAGCUUUAUCCAUCAUGGGGUUGCUAGAGUAAAAACUGAGCCAUUUUUAGCUUUUAAUAUACUUAAAAGUAAGUUUUACUUUUUAUUUGGUUAUCAUUAAUAUUAAUUUAGCAAUAAAUGCUGCCGUUUUAAACCAAUGUUAUUAAUUAUGAAACAUUUUUUUUAAAUGUGUGUAAAGUUAUUUAGUAACUUCAGGAUUCUAGAGACGAUCAAUCAUAAGGAGAAACUGUCAAUAGACUUGAAACUCCUCCAUUUUAUAUGUCUUCCAUACAUUUUCAGACCAUCUAGUAAAAGCAUAUGAUAAAGAAUAAUACUACGCAUCGGGCGGUAAUUCUCCGCCCCGCACUAAUUCGUAUCAGGAGCCAACCUCACCCCCUCUGGGUGGUCUGGGGACUUAAAUUGCUGUAACCGAUAAGGCAUUGUUUUUAUCAGUUGGCGGACAGAAUGGUUUACAUAUUUAUUUCGUUGCUAUUUUUUCCAUAUGCAAAAAAAAGGUUUAAUCACUUCUAGCAUCUAGUACUGUUCUAGUAUCUAUAGCAUAUUGACAACAAUUGAUCGUCUAUGGAGCCUUCUCCUUUCAUAAGAAUUGAAGAGCAUUCCUUAUUGCUAUGCAAGCUCACCUGUCUAGUUCUUUUAAUAUUUUAGUGUUUUAUUUUAAAGACUGGCGUGGUACGUUUUAUUUUUGUAAAUGUAUCGAGCCUCACUUGACUUUAUUGGAUGUAUAAUUUAAAUGUACCUACCGACUAAAUUUUUACACUUUUUUUUUUCGGUUCCUUGACGUUGGCAGAAUCAUCGUUUCUAAACGAUACAGACAUAAAUUUUAAAAAAGUGGAGUGAUGUGAAGGAUGUAUUUUAUAUAGUUUGGACAUAUCAAGUAAAUUCUUAAAAUUAUAGUACAGAAUUUCUCUUAGAUAGUAGAUAAUGACCCCGAUUCCUGCAGACACCUAAUUUUAAGUUACCCCUGUCAUUUUCUUAUCCGCCAAAAUGGAAAGGGACGGAUGUUUGACAACUGUUAAUUUUGAAAAUAAUAAAUUAAUAACCCGGGUGAAUGGAAUAGGUAUCUCGCUGGUAUGCAAACCGUUUGACGUGUGCUAUCAACAUAAUUCUGUCGGGUUGUUGGCAUUAAUUUGUAGAGGGUUAAAGAUUUGUGCAUAAAAUUGACAUCUAUGCCAUAAAUUUUAUACCGGUCGAUUACCCGUCCCUUUCAUUUUCGGCGUAUAAGAAAAUGACAGCUUUAACUUGAAAUUAGAUGGUGUCUACAGGAAUUAGCACCAUUAGUUAUGUAUAAAGUUGUUUAAAAUAUUUUCCAAAAUCAAUAUGUAAUAUUUUGUUGUUUGACAACCUUUUUAUUUGGAAAUAAGUAGUUGAAAAAGACUUACCUAAUUAUUCCAUUAAUUUAUUUUCACACUUCAUAUUUAUGUAAAGUGAUUUAAUCGUAGGUUUUAAGUUUGUCACAAAUUCACGAUGCGCGAUUGUUUAGUUUCGUAUAAGUAUCAAUUUUAUAUAGCGUGUAAUUUUAUUGUUUGUCUACCCACAAUUUUAUUUAAUAACAAAAGUUUUAGGAACUGGUCACCCUAUUAAUACAAAUGUUUGCCAUACUAACGUUUUUGUGACAAUAAAUUCAGUGUUGCUAGUUUAGACAACUUUUAUCUAAACUGUAUAAAAAAGUAAGUGUUUUUUUUAGUGGGUGCUUUUUCUGGCGCACUCAAACUUAACCUAAUUUUAGAUUGACAGCUCUUGAACUAGCGCUGUCCUUCACUUACAAUAGGUACAGGAAAGAGAUGGAGCUAGUUUUAGUCUUGUCAAAUUAAUUUGGUGGUCGCCCGUUUCGGUAACAAUAAGUAAUAAUAUUACACGUUAUAUCAUCAGACUAAUUUAGAAUUCCGUAGAGUAAGUAGCGCUUAUUUAGUAUUUAGCCAUUUAUCUGUGUUAAAGGAAUUGUUAUACAAAAACGCAUUUAGAAAAAAGAAUGCUUCAUUAAAUGGUUAAGAAUCCUGUCUGUGACUUUAUCAUAAUGUUACAAUAACUAAAACUAUCAAAGUGAAAAUAAAAUCUUCCAAACCGGUAAAUACACUUCUCAUCAGAAAAAAUCGAAACAUCUCGCAAGAUAAUGUUUCGUAAAGAUUAUCUGAAAAGUAUCGCGUAUUGUGAAGAUAUGAAUAAAAAAUAAACGUAAUUUUACAGCGGGUAUUAUAAAGUUUUUAAUUGGUAAUUAAUGUUCCAAAUCCAAAUUUAUUUGAAAAAAAUUCGAAAGUCUGUCGAUGUUUUUGAUGAGAAGUAUAUUUGAAAAUGCAUUUUAAGUUCUAUGAAAUGGCACUAUAAACGUAGGUACGUUUUGUUUGUAAAUAUAUGUUGUAAAAAGAUAGACGUAUUUGUACGAGAUACUCUGCUUUCAGUGGUCGAUAACAAGCUAAUGUAAACCAUGACCGGCGCGCUACCUAUAUAGGUUUAUACGAUCCCGACGACCACAUUACUUUAGCCAUAGAGGCAGCCAAUCAGCUCGCGACACCAAACACUUCAGGACCCCGCCGGCGUGGUCGACGAUUUCCCUCAAUGAGCGCUUAUCGCUAUCGACCCGCCAGGGUCGAUUAAUUCUUUCAAAUAUUUUUCCUCUCAAACGACCAGUAAAGUCCUGGAAAGUCGCUCAUUGUAAGCAAAAUUCAUGCCUGACUGCUUACCUACUUAUUGCAAGGCAAUAAAAUGAAUUCCCAAUUUAGUCAGGAAUUAAUUUUGCAAAAAAUAUGGGAAAUAUUUUCUUGUAUUCCCAAUUAAGUUACGAACUAUGCUUAUUUAGCCAUGUAUAGUAAGGUGCCAGAGUUUUAUACCAAAAUGAAAUCUAUUUUAAGUAUGGACUGCUAACGUUUGUAUGUCUACUUAAUUUGCAAAUUAAUACUUAAAAUAUAGAGGAAUAUUUUCAGA
Pectinophora gossypiella (pink bollworm) is the source of this 6298-nucleotide messenger RNA. Its product is annotated as transmembrane protein 68. Gene Ontology annotation, molecular function: acyltransferase activity. The record is from RefSeq and is a predicted model, not a curated record. Lineage: Eukaryota; Metazoa; Arthropoda; Insecta; Lepidoptera; Gelechiidae. Gene Ontology annotation, cellular component: membrane.